AAUCAUCUUUCUCCGGCGAAGAUCCAACAUAUGACCCGACUCGGUAAUCUGGGCUGUAGUUAGUUGGGCCCUUUUGAAAGUCCAAAUAAUUUAUUUUGAAAGCCCAAAUAUUUUCGUGAGAAAAAGUCUCCGUCGUGUUACAACGAUCAGCCUCCAACGCCGCCUCGUCGCCGUCAUCAAGCUCUUACCUUCUCACCCCCAGCUCCGAUGGCAUGGCUUGUGGUUUCUGUUUCUCUGGUUGUUAUCUGGGUGGCUUCUUUAUGCAAAGUUUUCUUCGGAGCAACAUCUAGCUCCCGUGCUACUAUUCUUGAUGAUGGUAAAACCCCUCAAAAGAAAAAUGUGAUGUUCAUUAUCGCACAUCCUGAUGAUGAGUCAAUGUUCUUUUCUCCAACGAUAAACUACUUAACUUCCAAUGUAGACAAUCUUCACAUAUUAUGCUUGUCUACAGGUAACGCUGAUGGUAUGGGAAACACUAGGAAAGAUGAGCUGCAUCAGGCGUGUGCAGUGCUCAAGGUUCCGCUUCAACAGUUAAAAGUUCUGGACCAUCCAAAUUUACAGGAUGGCUUUGGGCAAGUAUGGAACCAUGAUUUGCUAACAGAAAUUAUCGAAGAAGAAGUCACUAAACACGAUAUUCACACGAUCAUAACAUUCGAUAACUAUGGUGUUUCUGGUCAUUGCAAUCACCGAGAUGUGCAUCGUGGAGUAUUAACGUUCUUGCAGACUAAUUCAGGAAGACAUAUCAAAGCUUGGGAACUCGUAAGCCUAAAUAUCUUUCGCAAGUACUGUGGACCUGUCGACAUUUGGCUGUCAAUUUUAUCCGCCAGAAAACAUCCAAGUAAUGUAAUCAUCAUAAACGAGCAGCCUUGGAAAAGCUUCAAAGCAAUGGCACAACAUUUAAGCCAGUGGGUUUGGUUUCGGAAGCUUUUUGUUUCGUUUUCAAGCUACACAUACACGAAUACACUUAAUAGAAUCAUUCCUUGAGUCAGAUUUUGAGGCUACUCAGCUAACGAGCUCUUGUCUGAGGCAAUGGUUAAACAAUUUUGAACAAAUACGGUAGCUUGUAAUGUUGGAUCAUUGACGAUUUAUUAAUUUGGCAUUCUGUAUAAUUAUUUUGUGUAAAAACACUUUGACUAAUUCAGAUGUAAACAGUCACAAAAGCUUGCCAAGUUAAUCAUAAGACAUAGAGUCAUAGAGCCACCUUAUUUUUA
Messenger RNA from Camelina sativa (false flax), 1208 nucleotides. RefSeq names its product putative N-acetylglucosaminyl-phosphatidylinositol de-N-acetylase. Lineage: Eukaryota; Viridiplantae; Streptophyta; Magnoliopsida; Brassicales; Brassicaceae. Gene Ontology annotation, cellular component: endoplasmic reticulum. Gene Ontology annotation, molecular function: N-acetylglucosaminylphosphatidylinositol deacetylase activity. The record is from RefSeq and is a predicted model, not a curated record.